AUGCAGCGGAUGCGGGUAGCCCCGGCGGUCAGGUGCUCCGACGGCCGGAGCCCCGGGUCUUUCACUCGCCAUGGCCGAGCGGUGCGGAGGCCCGGGGGCCUGCCUGGCCCACCUUUUGGCUGGGUUAGGGGUCCGGAGGGAGCACAGAGGGAAAGAAAUCUCGGAGGCCACAUCCCGGGAGAGGGACUGCCAGACUGCAAGACCCAGCUCCUAGCUGUAGGUGCCACUGGUUAUAUGACCCUGAGCAGAUUGCUUCACCUCUCUGAGCCCGUGCACUGGCCUCGGGAUAGCCGGAGCUGCUCUGACCUAGCCCAGGGUACCACCUGCAAUGUCAGCCUCAAGGCCCAAGGCCAGAGCUGCUCAGAAUGGGACAUCCAUGUAGGGGACCAUGAUGAUUUCUGGAUUUGGAAGCAACAAGGAAUCUCGGGGGGUCCUGCUCAGUCCCUGGGGCGCCUACAGAGGCCAGCGGUGGGCAGUGCCUUCGACCUGGCCAGCCAUGCCUCCCUGGGGCCUGAGAGUCUGGCCCUGGAAGUGGCCUCAGGAGAGUCUGCUCGUGCCAGGCUCCCCCCAUACCCAGGGCCUGCUCCUGGACAUGGGGAGCAGGGAUCCUCAGGCUGCACCUGUCAGCAGUCUCCACCCACAGCUUCAGAGGUCCCUCUGAGGCCUGAGCCACCCAGCAACCUGGAAGACGCGCCCCUGCUGCUCCACCCUGCAUCCUUCCCCAGGGCAGAGGGGACAAAGGGCAAGCCCGCCACCCCAGGGACUGCCUUGCCAGAGCCUGCCCAGACCCUACACACGCGUCCCUCUUCCAGGAGGACCCACUACUACAUCACUGUCACCCUGCUGGGGCACAGGCAAGCACCAGGGGAGGAGGGUGAAGAACCGGCCCAACCAGCUCCACACCUCUGCGGCCCUGAGGAAUCCGAGGGCUGGUGGGAGCCUCCCCAGGGGCCACGCCCCAUCACAGGGUGCCGGACGGCCCCGCCUCAGGAACCCCAGCUGAAAGCCCAAUCGCAUCAGGGGAGCAUGGCCCAGCAGCAGGAGCUCCAGGCUGGCUGGACACCUGGGUCCCCACGCAGACUGUGA
Messenger RNA from Pan troglodytes (chimpanzee), 1086 nucleotides. RefSeq lists its product as uncharacterized. The record is from RefSeq and is a predicted model, not a curated record. The transcript is spliced from 4 exons. The coding region runs from base 1 to 1086 and encodes 361 amino acids. Lineage: Eukaryota; Metazoa; Chordata; Mammalia; Primates; Hominidae.